UGGCUACCAGUAAUGUAGUAUAUAUCUACAACACGAGUUGACCUCCCGUUUAUAAAAACUAUACACGCACUUUGACUCAGCAUUUUGAGCAAGCAUCAACAAGUUGAAAAUUGAAAUUCAGAAAUUCAGAAGUGUUUUAAAGUUACUUCUGUUUGGCCAUGCUGUACGGUUUUUACAUAUUUAUCAAUAUUUGUAAAUUUAACAACAAACCCAAUGGAUAUAUCAAAAGUCGAAUCACAGUCAAACAAAAACAAAUCAUUAACAAGAUGGAGAAAUUUAAUAGCAUUUUGGAUCCUCGGAUUAUGUAACAAUUAUGGAUUUACAAUAGUUGUUAGUGCUGCAAAGGACAUAUUGCAUGAUCAAUUUAACGAUGGUAAUAAUUCAACUUGGAAUGAUGGAGAAAACUUGAGAGACUGUAAUAAAUUAUCAACUGGAGCAAUGUUACUAGCAAAUAUAUUACCAUGUUUAAUUGUCAAACUUACAGUUCCAUUUUUGCCAUUUUACGUUCGGCUUCGUAUAACUGUUUGUGUCGUAACAUCAGCACUUGGUCUGCUAUCAAUAGCAUUAGGUGAUACAAAAUUUUUAACAAUUUUUGGUGUUGUACUUGGUUCAAUAUCAACUGGACUUGGUGAAAUAUCAAUUUUACCAUUUCUUCAUAAAUAUGCCAAAGAAAAUAUAACAUCUUGGAGUUCUGGUACAGGUGCAUCUGGUAUUGUUGCUGCAAUGGCAUAUACUGCAUUGAAAACAAUUUUAUCAACUAAACAUACAAUUCUUAUUAUGUUGAUAGUACCACUUGCACAAGCAAUUGCAUUUGGAUUAAUAUUAGUACCACCAAAUGAUAAAUUAAUAAUUAAUGCUGAUAAUACAGAUAAACAACAACCUCCUAAAAAAACAAUACUCAAAAAAGUAUCAUUAUUACCAAGGCUAUGGAUUUACUAUGUACCACUUGGUCUUGUUUAUUUUUUUGAAUUUUUUAUUAACAUGGGUUUGUAUGAACUUGUACAGUUUGAUAAAAUUUGGCUUGAUAGUAAAGAACAGUAUAGAUGGCUACAUACUGUUUAUCAAAUUGGUGUAUUUAUAUCACGUUCAUCAACAACAUUUAUUACGUUUGAUAGAGUUUGGCCAAUGACAGUAUUUCAGUUUGUAAAUGUAUUAUAUUUUGGUGUUGAAGUUAUUUACUAUGUUACACCAAGUAUUUGGAUUGUUUUUGCAAUAACAUUGUGGGAGGGUUUGCUUGGCGGUGGAGCAUAUGUUAACACAUUUUGUAAAAUGUCUGAUGAGAUUACACCAGAUGAUCUUAGAGAUUCACUGGGAAUUGUUACUUUUGCUGAUGCACUGGGUAUCACACUUGCAAGCUGGGCUGCAAUUGGUGUACAUCCAGAAAUAUGUAAAAUGCCAAGGCCAACAAAUCGUUUUCAAUUUUCAAAUAGUUGAAAAAAUUUUUCUUUGUGUUUAUUGUUUUAAAUAUUUAUACCAUGAAGGAAUAAAGUAUUGUUUUUUUUUUUCUUUUAAAUUUUAUUAAUGUGAUACAGAGAUUCCUAGACUUUUGAUACCAAUGAUUAUUUAAAAAAUUAGCUUGUCAAUUUAUUGUCAAUGAAAAUAGCAAGGAUUUUUUAAAAAAAUUUUAAUCAUUGUUUUAGGAAAGAAAAACAAAAAAAAAUAAUAGUACUAUUUUAUUUUUUAUAUUUAUUUGAAUAUUUGUUCUUAUUUGAAUAUGUUGAUGAAAAAAAAAAAAAAAAAUGAUUAUGUAAAAAUAAUCAUAUUAUCAUCAACGUUUUGAAAAAAAAAUAAUAAUCAAUUUUAAUUUAGCUGAUUUUAUUUAUUAAUUAAAAUUAAUAUAUUAAAUUUUAUUUAAAUAUUUUUGUUAUCAAUAUAAUUAUUUUUUUACAAGAAAUGUUUUUUUAUUUUGACUAAAUCUGUUUAUCAUUCAAAUAAUAUUAUUGAUUAACAGUAAAAAAAUUAUUAUGAAAUUUUAUCAUAAAAUUUGAGAACAAGUUUUAUUUAUAAUUUAACAUUUUCAAGUAAAAUAUUUGAGAAAAAGAGAAUUAUAAAAAUUGAUCGAGUCAAUGACUUGUCAUUUUUUAUUGUUGUUAUUACUUGAAGAGUAUCGAAAUCAGAUAUCAUUUUUUAUUUUACAAUUAUUUAGCCAUUCUUGCUAUAAAAUUAUUUUAAUAUCAUCAAUAAUUUUAUUGACAUUAUGACGAAGUUAAUGAAGCCAACAACAAUUAAAACAAAGGUAAAAUAACAAAAAAAAAAUACAAAGAACUGUUAUUGUAUAUUUUUUUUUUUUUUAAAUGGAAUUUAAUAACUCGUUUAUCAUUAAUCAACAAGCGAUAUCAUUCGUUAUUUAUAAAAAAAAAUAAUAAAAUAAUUAAUUGUGGUAAAAAAAUAUCCUAGGUAACAGUAGACAACGACAAUGUGACCUUUGAUAACAAUUAUGUAUUGAUUAUAUUAUUUAUUUGUUUAUUUAUUUUUAUUUUUUUAGUAUGAAUUGAUAUUGCUUGAUAAUAUCGAUCUGAGUUAUGCGGAACAAUUUUGAUGAUUUCAAGUUGAUUAUAAGAUAGCUGUAUUGUUAUCAAGAUCAUUUAGUAAAUUUAUUAAAUUUAAAAGUGUUUGAAUGAUGACUAUUUUUACAGGCAAAUGGUCAGAACACAACAUCUUGGGGUGAUAAUGGUGACACUGGGGUUGUUGGUUUAAUAAAAGCAAGACGAAAUUCCAUAUUUAAAAUUGAUCGUCUUUGGAGUGAUGCAGGUGA
Messenger RNA from Aphidius gifuensis, 2755 nucleotides. RefSeq names its product battenin-like. Gene Ontology annotation, biological process: regulation of intracellular pH; lysosome organization. Lineage: Eukaryota; Metazoa; Arthropoda; Insecta; Hymenoptera; Braconidae. The transcript has 9 exons. Bases 214 to 1434 code for a protein of 406 amino acids. The record is from RefSeq and is a predicted model, not a curated record. Gene Ontology annotation, cellular component: lysosome; membrane.